AUGCUACGUGCCUGUGCUCGACCUCGAUCUGCCCCGACCCGGAACCGCUGCUCAGUGCCGCGCGCAUCCUUGUACCCUUACCUCAUGAAGAGAAACUUCGACGCGUUUGAGGGUCAUCCUUUUCCCUCUUCGCCGUCCAAGAUGGCAACCUUCGUUGCCACCCCAUCUAUCACCCAUUGUACCACUCUCAAUGAUCCCCCAACACUCAGUCUUACUCCCAAGGAGCAACAAUUGAGAGAUCUUUUGGUAGAUGUUGCAGCCUUCAUUGACGGAGCCGGUCGUUCACCUGAACCCCUCGUCCUUCGAUGGGCGGGGGGCUGGGUUCGUGACAAGCUCCUGGGCAUCGAGAGCCAUGAUAUUGAUACCGCCAUCAAUGCCAUGACUGGCUACGCGUUCAGUCUGGAGCUGCGCGACUACUGUGCCCAGGAGGAGCAUACUAAAAAGCACAACAUUGGCCCCGAUGACAUGGGUAGCCUCCACAGAAUUGCUGCCAAUCCCGAUAAGUCGAAGCAUCUCGAGACAGCGACUACGCGCAUGUUUGGUCUCGAUGUCGACUUUGUCAAUUUACGCAAGGAGACAUAUACUCAGGAUAGUCGCAACCCUACAAUGGAAUUUGGCACCGCUGAAGAGGACGCCCUACGCCGCGAUGCCACCAUUAACGCCCUCUUUUACAACUUGCACACCGGCCUAGUCGAAGAUCUGACCGGCGGGCUCACAGACAUGAAGGCUCGCCUGAUUCGCACGCCCAUGGAACCUUUGCAGACUUUUACAGACGAUCCUCUCAGAGUGCUAAGAUUGAUCCGCUUCGCUAGUCGUCUUGACUUUGCAAUUGACCCUGCUGCCACUGCGGUCAUGGCCGAUGUCCAAGUCUUGCUCGCUCUGAAGCUUAAAAUUAGCCGCGAGAGGGUUGGUGUCGAGAUGGAGAAGAUGCUAAAGGGUAAGAACCCACACAUGUCUCUGGACUUAAUUCGUACUCUCAACCUGUAUGAGACCAUCUUCACGGAUUCAAACGAUACCGAUCACCCAUCGCCUAAUCUCUCCACGUGGCAUGUAGCCUACGAUCUUCUGGACAGCCUCGCUCAUGACAAGGCUCUGAGAUUAAUCUAUGACGUUCUGGUUAAAUCCGACGAGGCUGCAUAUUUCGCGUGGAAUUUGGCUGCAAUUACCCCGUACUCACACAUAAUGGAGGAAGUGCCAUUACCAAAGGUCAGGGGAACCGUGCCUCUGACAACGUUAGUAGCACGAGAAGGCAUCAAGGCUCCGAACAAGCUGUGCGAUAUCAUCACUGCAGCAUAUCGCCAUCGGGCCGAAAUCCUUGGUCUGAAGCGAGGAUUUGGUGCCGGGGAGUCUAGGACUAACGAAAGGGAUACCGUUGGUAUGGCGAUUCGCAAGUGGGAUGGCCAUGGAGGCCACUGGCGUAUCCAGGUGCUUUAUGCCCUACUUGUUGAGGCCAUGGAAAGGUUACCAUCUAGUUCAGCUACUGAGAGAUCGGAGUUUCUCGCCGGCUGGCAGGAGUUCCUGGACCACCUCGCGGAUUUGGACGUCAUGGACGCACCUUCGCUAAGGCGUCUGGUUGAUGGCCGCAUGCUGGGAAAAGAGCUUGGAGUCCGCCCCGGUAAGUGGAUGGGACAGGCCUUGGAUAUUUGCGUUGCCUGGCAACUUCGUCACCCGGACGAGACUGAGCCGGCUGGGGCGAUUGAUGAGGUGCGACUGCGAGCGGUUGAAUUGGGGAUCAGAGGGCUCUGA
Molecule: messenger RNA, 1746 nt
Organism: Colletotrichum orchidophilum
Lineage: Eukaryota; Fungi; Ascomycota; Sordariomycetes; Glomerellales; Glomerellaceae
Product: poly A polymerase head domain-containing protein
Exons: 3
Coding region: 1-1746 (581 amino acids)
Biological process (GO): tRNA 3'-terminal CCA addition
Molecular function (GO): ATP:3'-cytidine-cytidine-tRNA adenylyltransferase activity; RNA binding
Source: RefSeq, a predicted model, not a curated record